CUUUGCUGUGAUUUCCUCAAAGAACAAGAGAGGUAACUCUACAUUUCGGAGUGACACCUGCACGGACAAUAGCAGCCUUUGUCAGGGUGACAUUCCAAUCAUGACACGACACUCAAGAAGCGUGAUUCUACAGAUUCUGAACUAUUUACAGUGAUAAUGGACCCUCGUCGCUCUGCCCAAGAUGUCGUCCGAUGUGACCUUUGUGAGACAGCUAUAGUACAGAUGUACUGUGAUGUCUGCCACAUUAAACUGUGCGUUCCAUGUAUAGGAAAACACGUUGCUAAUGAUUAUGACAAUCAUCAAGUGGUUUCAAUUCAAAAACGAAAAUCAACCUUGAUUUAUCCAAAAUGUAAUACACAUCAAACUGAAAAAUGUAAAUUUCAUUGCAAGGAAUGUGAUAUGCUUGUCUGUUCAUUGUGUGGUGCAGGGGGACAUAAGGGUCAUGCAUUUUUAAUUCUUUACGAACUCUGCGAAAAACGAAAAGUAGACAUUGCAAAAGAUUCAGAAGAGAUAGAAAACAUUAUUUCUCCCACAUAUGAAAAUAUUGUCACCGACUUAGAAACGGAAAUAGUCAGUUUGGAUAAUGGAUAUGCGAAAUUCACAACAGUAGUUACAAAACAUGGAGAAGAAUGGCACAAAGAAAUUGACAAUGUUAUCGUCAAAAUGAAAGCUGAAAUAGAAGAGAUGAAAAUCAAACACCUGCAAAUUCUGAAGAAACAUUUGGAUGAAAUUAAGCAGAUACAAUCCCUUAUUGAACAUUCACUAAUUACUCUGAAUAAAUUGGAAGAAUCCAAUGAAGUGUCUGGGAUCAUGGAAUACAGAUCCAAAAACAAAGAUUUCAGAAAACUUCCCCCGAAAGUUCGAGUCACACUGCCUUCAUUUAGUCCAAACAUGAUAUACAGUGAACAGCUUUACAAAUCGUUUGGGUCUUUGAUACCAUUAUCACUUACAACUGUCAAAAAUGGCUAUACAUUGAAGAAAUUAGAAACACCACCCAAAAAACCAAUGGAAAACCCAGAGAUUGUCACUACAACAAAUACUGGGUAUGAAAACCUUCGAAGUGUUUCCUGUCUCAGUGAGGAAGAAUUCUGGACAAGUGCAUUAGUUAGCGACAUGAAAUGUUUCAAUGUUGACGGUACAGUUAUUGAUUCAAUCAAAACAAAUUCUGGGGAAAGGCCAGCUGAUAUAGCAGUGACGAGUGAUGGAGAACUAAUGUACUCUGAUAAGGCAACAGAGACUGUGAAUAAAGUGAAAAAUGGACAGACAGAGGAAGUAACCAGACUACAUGGCUGGGUUCUUAUCCAAUUCUGCGUCACCGCUUCUGAUGAUCUCCUGGUUACCAUGCACAGUGACGAUCAAACACAAUCAAAAGUUGUCCGUUACUCAGAUUCUAUAAAGAAGAAAACAAUCCAAUAUGACGAUGACGGUGAACCUCUAUAUUCAGGAAAUAAUAAAAUUAAAUACAUAAUUGAAAACAGGAAUCUUGAUAUCUGUGUGGCUGACUGGGAAGCUGGUGCAGUAGUGGUGGUCACCCAGGCUGGAAAACUCCGAUUCAGAUACACUGGUCAUUCUUCUACUUCCAAAAACAAAGCAUUUAGACCCCGUGGAAUAACAACAGACAGUCAGAGUCAUAUCCUGGCAGUAGACGGUGAUAAUCACUGUAUCCACAUCCUGGACCAUGAUGGACAGUUCCUCGCCUAUAUAGAUAACUGUGAUCUGAAGGACCCAUUUGGAUUAUGUGUGGAUAAAAGUGACAACUUAAUAGUCGUUAUGGACCCUCGCCACAGUGCCCAAGAUGUCUUCCGAUGUGGCCUUUGUGAGACAGCUAUAGUACAGAUGUACUGUGAUUUCUGCCACGUCAAACUGUGCGUUGCCUGCAUAGGAAAACACGUUGUUGAUGACUAUGAAAAACACAAAGUGGUCCCAUUCCAAAAACGAAAAUCAACCUUGAUCUAUCCCAAGUGCAAUGCACAUCGAAACAAAUUUUGUAAAUAUCAUUGCAAGGAAUGUAAAAUGUUUGUCUGUUCGUCGUGUGCUAUAUUUGCAGAUAAACAUAAGGGUCAUACAUUUUCAAAUCUCUCUGAAAUCCACAACAAAAGAAAAGCAGACAUUACAAAAGAUUCGGAGGAGAUAGAAAAUAUUAUUUCUCCAGCAUAUGAAGAUAUUGUCACCGAUUUAGAAACACAAAUAUCCAACUUGGAUGGAGAAUAUGUGAAAUUCACAACAGAAGUUACAAAACAUGGAGAGGAAUGGCACAAAGAAAUUGACAAUGUCAUUAACAAAAUGAAAACUGAAAUAGAAGAGAUGAAAAUCAAACACUUGCAAAUUCUGAAGGAACAUUUGGAUGAAAUUAAGCAGAUACAGUCCCUUAUUGAGGAAUCGCUGAUUACUUUGAAUGAAAUGGAGGAAUCCAAUGAAGUGUCUGUGACCAUAAAAUACAGAUCCAAAAACAACGAGCUCAGAAAACUUCCUCCCAGAGUCCGAGUCUCUCUGCCUAUAUUUAGUCCAAGCGCGAUGCACAGUGAACAGGUUUACAAGUCACUGGGAUCUUUGAUACCAUUAUCAUUUACGACCGAUGAAAAUGGCUACACACUGAAUAAAGAAUUGAUGGAUAAACCAAAGGUUGUAUCUGCAAUCAAUACUGGGUAUAAACGACUCCGCAAUGUUACCUAUUUGAGUGAAGAAGAAUUCUGGACAAGUGCAUUAGUCAGUGAUAUGAAAUGCUUUAAUGUUCAAGGUUCAGUCAUUAAUACUAUCAAGACAAAAUCGGGUGAUUGGCCACGUGAUAUAGCAGUGACAAAUGAUGGGGAUCUAGUGUACUCUGAUAGGACAACCAAUACCGUGAAUAAGGUUAAGAGUAGGAAGACAGUGGAGAUGAUCAGAUUACAGGGCUGGAAACCUUUCAAUCUCUGUGUCACCUCCAGUGGUGAUCUCCUGGUUACCAUGCACAGUGAUGAUGAAAAACAUUCCAAAGUUGUCUGUUACUCAGAUUCCACAGAGAAACAAACAAUCCAGUAUGAUGAUGAGGAUAAGCCUCUAUAUUCAGGAAAUAAUUAUAUUAAAUACAUCAGCGAGAACAGAAACCUGGAUAUCUGUGUUGCUGACUGUGGAGCUGGUGUUGUAGUAGUGGUCAAUCGGGCGGGAAAACUCCGAUUUAGAUACACUGGUCAAUCUUCUACCAAAAACAAACCAUUUGAACCCUGGGGAAUUGCAACUGACAGGCAGAGUCAGAUUUUGACAACAGACAGUGAUAACCACUGUAUCCACAUCCUGGACCGUAAUGGAAACUUUCUCCGCUAUAUAGAUAACUGUGAUCUGAAGGACCCAUGCGGUUUAUAUUUGGACAAAAGUGACAACUUGUUUGUUGCUGACAGCGGUAGUGGAACUGUGAAAAAAAUCAAAUAUCUACAGUAAUUGUUUUUGUUUAAAGUGAACUUAAGUUAAAGACUCAAUGUUCAAAACUAUUUCAUCUGCUCUCUAGAAAUUACAUCAGUGACAUUAAUUAUAUAAUGAAUAAACGUAACUAAUAACAAACUUUGCUGAUAACAGACGUUAUUGAUAUACAUGCACAUGUAUUAUUAUCAUAUCAGUAAUAUCACCCACCCGCAUAUUGGAGCUACCCUGUCCUGUCCAUCCAUUGGUAACCAUUUUAGCUAACCCGAGCUAAAAGACUAAGUGAGCUAUUCUGAUAACAUUUUUAUAUUUUGUUUUAUUUUUAUGUACAUGUAUUAAUACAUUAAUGGUAAAGUGGAGAUAACAGUCA
This is a messenger RNA of Ostrea edulis (European flat oyster), 3763 nucleotides long. RefSeq lists its product as uncharacterized. Gene Ontology annotation, cellular component: chromatin; nucleoplasm. Gene Ontology annotation, biological process: positive regulation of DNA-templated transcription. The transcript has 3 exons. Bases 157 to 3414 code for a protein of 1085 amino acids. Gene Ontology annotation, molecular function: ubiquitin-protein transferase activity; zinc ion binding; protein binding. NCBI's taxonomy places the organism in Eukaryota, Metazoa, Mollusca, Bivalvia, Ostreida, Ostreidae. The record is from RefSeq and is a predicted model, not a curated record.